This is a messenger RNA of Culex quinquefasciatus (southern house mosquito), 2359 nucleotides long. Its product is annotated as forkhead box protein F1. The transcript is spliced from 3 exons. Gene Ontology annotation, cellular component: nucleus. Bases 340 to 2262 code for a protein of 640 amino acids. Gene Ontology annotation, molecular function: DNA-binding transcription factor activity, RNA polymerase II-specific; RNA polymerase II cis-regulatory region sequence-specific DNA binding. The record is from RefSeq and is a predicted model, not a curated record. Gene Ontology annotation, biological process: animal organ morphogenesis; regulation of transcription by RNA polymerase II. NCBI's taxonomy places the organism in Eukaryota, Metazoa, Arthropoda, Insecta, Diptera, Culicidae.
GUUUGGUCGUGUGUCGUCGGAACGGCCACGCAACGGAACCAAGUGACCUAGAGACUCUUCAUCUCUCGAGAGGAGUUGGGACUUAUUAAUUGUGCUCACUGUGGUUGAUUUUAAUAAUCUAUUAAGGAGGCAAAUAUUUAUGUUCUGUUUGAUUUGAGAAUUUUAAAUAUUUACAAAUUGCCGUGGCCGCGUUGAUUAUCCCAGAGCUGGACGAGCCAGUCGCGAGUGUUUACAGAUUCCUUCCGCGGAAUAGUACGGUUAGACGAGUUGGCGCGCGAUUUUCGGAAGUGACUUGGUGAAAAAUUUGAAGAUUUUUGUUUUGUUUCUUCAGAAGUGAUCAUGAUAAAGACUGAGGAACAUGCGGACUCCAGUAGCCUCGGAGUGACCUCCGUUGUUGGUGGCGGUUAUCACUACAGGAACAUCAGUUCCAACAUCGUGGUGGCCACUCCGCACAUAAUCGAAAAUCCGGCAUUGCAAACCAUGGACGACAAAAUGGCCGCAAUGAACCAUUACCACUACCACGGUGCGAUCAGCUCCUCCCAGAUCGACGUGAAGAACGAGAUGGACGAUCGAAACUCCCCGGCCGUCGGAUACCACAUCACCGACGUCAAGAUGGAGUCGGACAAGAUCCCCUCGAUGUACCACCAUCCGUUCGACAAGAUCUCCUCGUACUACAUCAACCGAUCGCCCUACCUAAUCUCCCAGGUCAACGACGAUCCGGACUACGGAGAACCCCGAACCUCCUACCUAUCCCAACUGGACAACUCCAUCAACACGAUGCGCCUCACCGAUUCCGGUCCAAUCCCACCCCUGAUCAACUACCAACCCGUUUCCCACACGGACCUCCCAUCGCUCCGCUGCCGCAGCAACGGAAGCAGCGGAGGUCACAUCUCCCCAACGUCCUCAUCCAUGAUCCACCCCGGAAUAUCCACCGUCCUAACCAGCGGCGGCCACUUUACCAUCAACCAAAACCCACUUCUCCACAAAACCCCCUCACCGUCCCCAAUCUCCCCACCAGCUUCACCAACCCUUUCCACCACUUCCCAACAACCCUCAAACAGUGGAAUCCAGAAAAAGACCUCCCCGUCAACCUCAUCCGGAUCGACGACGAGCGAACAGCAGUUGACCAGUACAACCGGAGAUAACGGGGCAACGUCCACCGGAACGGGUGGAUCCGGUGGGGGAACGUCAAAAAAGUCCAACGGAGGUAGGCGGCAGGAGAAGCCCCAGCUUAGCUACAUCAACAUGAUUGUGAUGGCCAUCAAGGAUUCGCCGCACCGGCGGAGGACGCUCAGCGAGAUCUACAAGUAUCUGCAGUCAAAGUACGAUUUCUUCAACGGAGAGUACAACGGCUGGAAGAACUCGGUCCGGCACAACCUCAGCCUGAACGAGUGCUUCAAGAAGCUGCCCAAGGAGUGCGGCAAACCGGGCAAGGGCCACUACUGGACGAUCGACGCUUCCGCCGAGUACAUGUUCGAGGACGAAGGCAGUCUGCGACGGCGACCACGUGGCUUUCGCCGGAAGCAACAACUCAAGGCGUACGCCGGAGGUGGCGGAAGUGCGUUUUACCCGACGGGGAGUGCCGUGGGGUAUGAAAUUUCCGUUCCGGAUUUGCCCGGCGGAGGGUACAUCUCGCAACCUUACGGAACGUACGGAGAUUACUCUGCGCCUAACGGCGCUGGUCAGUCGGCGUUUGGGACGGCCGCGGACUCGUGGCAUUACCCGUCCCCGGAAGGGCUGAGUCAGUACUCAAAGAUUACGCACACUUCGCUGCACGAGCCACAGCCGCCGGGUUCUCCGGGAUCGGGCCAGCAUCAGCACCAACAGCAACAGUCGCAGCAUCCGCAGCAGCAGAAUCUAGACUACGGCAACUACUCGUUCGCGCCCAGUCCGUACAGCAUCGAUAAUGGUCUCAAGAUGGCAUCCCUGUCCCAACAGAUGGCACCAUCGGUAAUUGCGCCAUCAUCUUCACCACCAAACCUAUCGCCCACAAGCGCAGGUGUCGUCACGAUGGCAGCGUCCCAGCACCAUCAACAGGAGGCCAUGGAUUGUGGAGGCAAGGUGAUAACCGGUUAUGCUGGCAGCAGCACCAGCAGCCAUUCGUCAAUGUUGCCACAGCAACCGCAGCAGCAGCAACACCAUCACCAUGGUCACCACUCACACCUGCACCAUCAUGGGGGUGGGCCCAACGUGGGACUCAACACGGUGCUGACCUCGACCUCCGUGCACCAGUAUGACCAUGGGGUCAAGUUUGUUAAUUGAGAUUUUAGGAAAAGCAAGAAGAAGUUUUGAAAGUACUAGUAGAAUUAGACAUUUGAAACCAAGUGGCUGCAAAUUUAAGGCGAUUUUAUUUUUUAGU